UAGGCAACUAGGCAGUGUAGCUUAGCCGCCAUUUUUAGGCUUUCCAAAGCCGUUUCUAUAAAGCGGCCCUGAUUCUGGAAAAGCACUGGCGAUCGGGGAAACAGCCCGCACCAUGCUGGCCAAUAGGAGUGUCAGAAGAAACCUAGAAAAGGGUUAAGUCGCCUGUGGCAACGGGGCCGUAGUUUGUUUAUCUCCGGGGCUUUCUGGGAGUUGUAGUCUUGCUAGCGGGGCCUCUCGGUAACGGCAAAGAUGCCGUUGGCUUGUGUCUGACGAGGUCACGUGGUGCCAGCACGGACCUGCGGCGGUGGAUCCUCGGUGUAGAGAUGGCGGACGCUGUGGAGAGAAAGAAACAGGUCCGCUUCGCGCGGCUGGAAGAGGAUGAAGAUGAUGGCGGAGGAGGAGAGGGCGACGAGGAGGAAGAGCUGGUGGUAGCGGCAGACGCAUCCUCGAAGGAACCCCUCCGAGGCUCCGCGAGGCUCGUCUCUCAGCCGGCGGUGACGGUGGCGGAGGGCAGCGGCAGGAGAAGCCGGGCGGGAGGCGGCGUUGGCGCAGCGAAGCAGCAGGCGGUGGCGCUGAAGUGGUGCACCUCGAUUGCUUUGUGCGCCGCCUUCCUGGGCCUGGGUAUGGCCAUUGCUGUCCUAGGGCCCACAUUUCAAGACCUGGCUACAAAUGUGAACAAAAAUGUUAGUCAAAUCUCUUACAUCUUUGUGGGCCGUUCAAUGGGGUACUUUGGUGGUUCUCUGAUUGGUGGAAUACUUUUUGACUGCAUGAAUGCCCAGCUUCUUUUGGGAUUAUCAAUGCUGGGUACAGCUCUAGGUCUGUAUGCCAUUCCAUGGUGUAGGCAAGUGCUCUUGUUAACAGCAAUGAUGUCUGUCAUUGGUUUUGCAAUGGGAGUCCUGGAUACAGGUGGCAACGUUCUUGCUUUGGACACAUGGGGAACAGAAGCUGGUCCACAUAUGCAGGCCUUACAUUUCAGUUUUGCCCUUGGUGCUUUUGUGGCACCUAUUCUGGCCAAGAUGGCACUGGGUGGCUCUUUUAUUGAUCCUCAGGCCCAUCCAGGUGGCAGUGAUAAAAAUGAGACUUCUGUGAAUUCUCUACCAGCUGUUACAUCAUUGCUGAAGCUGCAUCUAAACUUGAAUUUUAUGUGGUCUUACGUUAUGAUAGGCACCUACCUUUUGCUUGUGGCAUUACUUUUCUUUCUGUUAUAUUUGAGGAGUACUCCUGUUCGAGACAGAUCCAAGCUUUCAGUGCAGAAAUACCAGGUGGUCAAAUACCACCAUGCUGUCAUAAUUCUUCUGGCAGUGUUUUUUUUCUGGUAUGUGGGAGCAGAGGUAACCUAUGGUUCUUACAUUUUUACUUACGCAAAAACUUAUGUUGGUAUGAAGGAAAAUGAAGCAGCAGGCUUGAAUUCUCUCUUUUGGGGAACAUUUGCAGCUUGCAGGGGACUGGCAAUUUGUUUUGCUGCUUGUUCUUACCCUGGAUCUAUGAUCUUGCUGAGUAUCAUAGGUUCUACCGUCUCAUCAUUGUUCCUGGCACUCUUCAAUACACAUGCAGUCUCUCUGUGGCUUGGCUCUGCAGUGUAUGGCGCAUCAAUGGCUACUAUCUUCCCCAGUGGCAUUUCCUGGGUCGAACAAUAUAUCACCAUCCAAGGAAAAUCUGCAGCUUUAUUUGUAAUGGGUGCAGCUCUAGGGGAAAUGUGUAUUCCUGCAGUGGUUGGCCUCCUUCAAGGAUACUUUCCCACACAUCCGGUACUCCUGUAUGCUGCCUUGGGAGCGGCAGUCAUGACAGCAGUCCUGUUCCCAGUGAUGUAUAAAUUAGCUACAUUGCCCUGUGAUGCUAAGCUGAAACAUGUUGGAGAUAGUGAACUCCAGGAAGCCUUAUUGUCCAGCUCUCAUCUUGAAGAUGAGGAGGAUGGUAGGGAAUGGAAUGAAGUAGACUUUGAAGUAAUUGAGAUGAAUGACACUCUGCACAACUCUGUCAUAGAAACUUCUAAGAUGAUCCAAGGGGAAUCUACAGGUGCCACCUCCAGCCAUCCUCCUUCAGGAAGUUUACCAUUUAAUACUUCUCCUAUGCUUGCUAUCAGAUCCCCAAGACGAAAGAAUUCAAGUAAAAACGACUAAGGUCCUCUUAUUUAGAAAAGAGGUUUCGUAGGGACUCCUACUGUAAAGAAAGGAUGAUGGGAAGCUUGCUGAAGUCCAAUUAAGCUGUUUUACAGAAAAGUGUGUGAGAAAAAUAAUGUAGUAGAGCUCAUUUUAAUGAGCAUGAUGGUAAAAACAAGACAAGAAGAAUGUUUCUUAAACUUUGUAUUGUAAAGAUUCUUCAGAGUGGUGGGACAUUUAACUCUGAAUAGAUUAAAAGAUUAUCUUUUUCUAAUAAAUAAAACUUGUAGAAGGGAUUUGUAUGCUAAAAUUAUUGUUGACUUCUUCAUCCUUGGCCAAGGGAGAUAUUUAUUUAUUUUAUUUAAAGUAUUAAUAUUGCACCUUUUUUCCUUCCAAGAAACUCAAGGCAGCUUACAUAAUCUCCCUCUUCUCAAUUUUAUCCUCACAACAACCACCCUGUGAGGUUAGUUAGGCUGAGAGCCUGUGAUGGGCCAAAGUCAUCCAGUUAACUCCAUGGCAAAGUGGGCCUGGCACUUGGAGCUUCCAGAUCCCAAGCUCAGCACUUGAACCACUAUGCCAUGCUGGCUCUUGAUUUGAUUUAAAUCAUGAUGUAAUGCUUAGUACACAUCCUGUGGGUUGAGGACUGCAGCAAGUUAAGAGAACAGCAUGAGUGGUACUCAGCUUUCUUAAUUUUUUUCCUAUGUUCCUAAGACCUUGAGUGCCAACAUAUCUUUAAUAUAGCUUUCUAGGUUUAUAUACACACUUCAAACAUGCUCUAUUGUAGCUUUUCAAAACAGCAACUGUAUUGUCCAUGAAAAAGAAUCAGCAUCAUCUAUGAAAUUGCUAAUUUUCAUAAUGUUAUUUGCAUAAAGGAAGUUGCUUACAAUCUAUGUUGUUACUGUUCUGCUUCAGGUCUGUCUUCAAUGAUUACUUUCAUAAUCAAGGUAUUCAUUCAUGCUUAUUUCACUGGUAUGUUUUUUGAAAACAAGAUAAAUGCAGAUAUAUCAGUAUGGAAUAGCUUGUUCCUACUAAUUUAAGCUCAUGUAAUUGUAUUAAAAAUUGUGAAUUUGGAUGGAGAUCCUGUUAAUUAAAUGUGUGUGAGACAAUUGUAUGCCUGUGUUAAAAAAUUGUAAUAGCAUUCUUGUUAUAAACUUGUUAGCAUCAGUAAUGGCGUAAGGAAGAGGUGCUUUUGCUAGAGUGUGUUGAAUGUGAUUAUGUUUGUUUGCAAGCAUGGACUAGGAGAGGAACAAGCAUGCUACAUAAUGACACAAGUGCAAUGAACAUUAUCAUAGUAGUCUACUACUUAAUAGCAAACAUUAAAACUUAAGGAACACGUAAUACAAAUUUUAUUCUCGUGUUUUGGACAAUGGAUGGUUUUCCAGAUGAACAGUUUAUAUCUAUCUCUGUAGAUUCAUAGAGGGAACACUAUAUUAAUAUGCGGAUUAAAAUUAUGUUUGGGAGCACUUUGUGUAAUGGAAGCCCUCGCCAAGCAGAGAUUUGAUUGAUGUAAUGUCUUGUUGUUCAGUUAGGUAUGUUGGAGCGCAGGGGUGUCUUUCACCAGGGCUGACAAAAAUAAGUUGCAAUGCCAAAUUAUGGGGUGGGUAAGGGCAUGGGAAGGUGUGUAUGAUCCCAUAACCUGUACAGACUGUACAGGCUGUAAUAAGUAUGAAAAAAUGAACACACGUCUCACAAGUUUGUUGGUCAGGUCAUCAAACAAACUGCAUUUUUUUUCUUCCAUCCUUUUAAACCUACCCAGGGAUGGGAUUGCACAGGAACGUAUGGACAGUCUACACUGCUAUGUUCUGUUGCUAUCACAACAGCACAAUCCCAGUAUUUAAAUGGAAAGAUACUGUGGUUAAUUGUGAAAUAUCAUAGGAACUGUACACUGGAUUUUGAACUGGAACACUAGCAUUAAAUGCAUCUGGGAGUGAACCAGUGUUUAAAAAAAGUUUUAAGAAGCUACCUCAUAUGAAUAUUCUAUACUAGUCUUUUCAUAUUAAAAGUCAGUGAAACAAGAAUUCCUAGCUUUUUAAAAAAUGCUGCAUUAAAUUGAAGCAAGUCAUUAGACCACAUUUGUAUACUACUGUAAUUCAAUAUUAUGCAGCUGAAACAUGUAGAAGGAUCUACAUGAACAGAACAGUAGUUCAUCUAAAGUGUGAAUAUUUUUAAUUUUAAAAGUGCAGGGGUAUAUCCAAUUUUGGGUGCAUACAAGAAUGAAAAAAGUUUAGACAUGCAGUUAGAUAAGUCCUAUAAAAGGUUUAUAUCCUCUGACUGACAGCUCCCAAUUCUAUGAUGCAACCCCUUUGUUUUAAAAGAGGUUCACUUAUAUGUUGCUGACCCACAAAGCCAAAGUUUCUUUACACAUGCAAAAACAGCUUCUGUUCUUUGAGAUCUGGACGAAUGUAUCCUGUUUGAUAGCAUUUUGACAAGAUCAAGUGUCAGGAUUAAAAAUCAAGUCAACCAAAUCAGUGGUAAAACAUGUUGUUGCCAAGUAAGCAAUAAGAUGAACUAUGGUUUUUUUAAAUGGAGUUGUGGAGUUGGAUAUGUUAUUUUAAGAAUUUUUACCCCUGCUUGGUAAAUAUAAACACAAUGACAAAUUCAGUCUUUACUUGAGGAAUCAUGUCCUUCUGAUAAUGUGUAGGUACCUCAUAUCUGUGUUUAUGUAAUCAACAGUAUAAAAUUGCAUUAUGAAUUAGAUGAGCCAUGCACUUUGAACUGCAACUUUUUACAACUUUGUUAUUUGCCUUAAAUGUUACAGAUUUUAUUUGGUAUGAUUAAUUAGUUUUUUCUUAAGUGCUCCCAUUGGUGAGUUGAUUUUGAAAUGAAAAUGCAGGUAGUUUUAUUGCUUGUGUUUACAGCGAAUUGGGAAGGCUGAUAUUUUCUUGAAUAAAAUAUUUCUGUACCAUA
Varanus komodoensis (Komodo dragon) is the source of this 5006-nucleotide messenger RNA. It is a transcript of the gene SLC60A2, whose product is annotated as major facilitator superfamily domain containing 4B. Gene Ontology annotation, biological process: transmembrane transport. Lineage: Eukaryota; Metazoa; Chordata; Lepidosauria; Squamata; Varanidae. The transcript is spliced from 4 exons. The record is from RefSeq and is a predicted model, not a curated record. Bases 324 to 2120 code for a protein of 598 amino acids.